Phragmites australis (common reed) is the source of this 3682-nucleotide messenger RNA. RefSeq names its product disease resistance protein RPM1-like. NCBI's taxonomy places the organism in Eukaryota, Viridiplantae, Streptophyta, Magnoliopsida, Poales, Poaceae. The transcript has 3 exons. Gene Ontology annotation, biological process: defense response to other organism. The record is from RefSeq and is a predicted model, not a curated record. The coding region runs from base 600 to 3431 and encodes 943 amino acids. Gene Ontology annotation, molecular function: ADP binding.
UCUUCCAAAAUAAUAUCAGCCAGCUCGACGUUGUCUUGAUAAAUUUCGGAAAAUGCGACGAUUGCGUUCCUCCCAGAGGUGGGUGGUCUCCGUUUCGAUACCUUCAUCGGCUGGCUUCCCCUUCUCCUUCGUCUUGCUCCUCUGCUCGCCGAGGUAGGCACGCUUUCUUCCCUUGUUCCUCCUCCCUACCCGCGACCCCUUCUUCCGAUGCUACCAACCAUGGAGGUGGAUAGAUUAUUUCUUUCUUGAGGCUUGCUGUUAGCCCUACCCCUAGUGCUAUCAGCCCGUAGGUACGGAGCAGAACGAUGCUUUCUUGCACGCUGCUGUCAUGAGCGAUUCGUCGACACCUUAUGGGCAUCGGGCAAAGCCAAAUAAUGGAUGGAUAGUUGAUCCAUGACUGCCAGGACUGCGGGAAUCCAACCACGUUCUUUUUAUGAAUUCGGUUGCUGGUCUCAACAAUCAAACCUCGUCCUUCGUCUUAUACACUGAAAUGAUGAAAUCUCUGCUUGCUAGUUGGACAGCACAACUCUUUUCUUGAGCUGCGUGUGGAUCUUGUUCAGAAAUAUAUUAAAUUAUAUCGCAACAAGGUGAAGGCAAAUAUGGCGGAUGCCCUUUUUGUCGUUCUCAGAAAAGUCGCUCUUUCCCUGGGAGAAGGGGCACUAGAGAAGAUUGGCACGGAGAUGGUCGAAGCAGCAUCAAUCUUGACAGAUUUUGAGCAUAGCAUGAAACAAAUCGAGGGAGAGCUCUCGAUUCUGCGGGCCUUUAUUGGCCAGGUUAGUGCACAGAAAGUCGGUGACAAGGCAUUCGAUGCAUGGUUGGACCAAGUUAGAGAUGUUGCCCAUGAGGUGGAAGACAUCAUUGAUGAGCAUGCUUACCUUACUGCGCAAGCCGUGGAUCCAAGCAGCUUCUUCAAGAGAAAGUUCCAUCAGAUCAAGAACUUGGCAGAAUGGCAGAGGUUGCCGAUCCAGAUCAAUCAAGUAGAAGCUCGAAUUCAGAGGCUAGCAGAAAUGAGGAACCGAUAUGGCAUCUCGAUAGGUGAGUUAGUUAGAAGUAACAAGUUGCAGAACACUAAUCAGCUUUCUCUGUCGGAUUCUGCUUACCUAACUGAUAACUCUGAGAUAGUGGGGAAUGUGGAUGAAAUUGGAAGAUUGACACAAUGGCUACUUGAAGAGAGACAAGACCGAACUCUAAUGGCCAUCUUUGGUAUGGGAGGUUUGGGCAAAACUACUAUCGCAAGCAGUGUCUACAAGAAUCAAAGGAUCAAAAGAGCUUUUGAUUGUUACGCAUGGGUUACUGUAUCUCAGACUUAUCAAGUUGAUGAACUACUAAGAGAAAUUAUUAAUCAGCUAAUAGACGAAAGAGCAAGCAUGGCAAGUGAUUUCAUGACCAUGAGCCGCAUGAGAUUAGUUGAGGUAAUACAAAGCUAUUUGCGGGACAAAAAAUAUUUGAUUGUCUUGGAUGAUGUAUGGGACAAAAAUGCUUGGUUAUUUUUGAACUAUGCAUUUGUCAGAAGCAAGUGCGGCAGUAAAGUGCUGAUAACAACACGGAGAAAAGACGUGUCUUCUUUGGCAGUUGACCGCUAUGUCAUUGAACUUAAAACUCUUAAAUAUGCAGAAUCUUGGGAACUAUUCUGUAGAAAGGCGUUUCCUGCAUCAAAAGAUAACAUAUGUCCUGAACAUCUUCGAUCUUGGGCUGAGAAAAUUGUUGCCAAGUGUCAAGGAUUGCCUCUGGCUAUUGUAACCAUUGGAAGUAUUCUGUCGUACCGUGAAUUAGAGGAAAAGGAAUGGGCAUUUUUCUACAACCAACUUAGCUGGCAAUUAGCAAACAAUCCAGAGCUCAAUUGGAUUUCUAAUGUUCUGAAUCUGAGCAUGAAUGAUCUCCCAAGCUAUCUGCGGAGCUGCUUUCUGUACUGCAGCCUCUAUCCUGAAGAUUACAAGAUUAAAAGAAAACUGAUUUCCAAGUUAUGGAUCGCGGAAGGUCUUGUGGAAGAGAGAGGAGAUGGAACAACAAUGGAGGAAGUUGCCGAGUGUUACCUUACAGAGCUCACUCAGCGCUCACUUCUUCAAGUCACAGAAAGGAAUGCAUGUGGAAGGGCUAGAACAUUUCUUAUGCAUGACCUUGUGCGAGAGGUAACGUCGAUCAUUGCUAAAAAGGAGAAGUUUGGUAUUACAUAUGGCGAUGUUGGUAUAUCCCAAGGUUCCCAUGAAGCCCGUCGCUUAUGCAUCCAAAGAGGUGCCCAGUCCUUGAAUUCUUUAGCUGGUUCUCGGCUCCGCUCGUUCAUUUUGUUUGACACUGAAGUACCAUGUUCUUGGAUAUAUGAUAGUUUAUCACGUUUCAGACUACUGAGGGUCCUAUGCCUAAGAUUUGCCAAUAUUGAACAAGUGCCGGGCAUGGUCACAGAAUUGUAUAACUUGCGUUAUCUAGAUUUUUCACACACAAAAGUGAAGAAGAUACCAGCGUCAUUCGGAAAACUUGUUAAACUACAAGUUUUGGAUCUGAGAUUCAGCAACGUAGAGGAGUUACCAUUGGAAAUAACUAUGCUAACUAAUUUACGGCAUUUACAUGUUGGCAUAAUCCAUGAUCUCCAAGAAAGAUCAUUGAAUUGCUUAAGUGCUACAAAACUUCCUGGUAAUAUUUGUCAUUUAAAGAAUCUGCAAGCUUUAUAUACUGUUUCAGCCAAUAAAGGUUUGGUUUCACAGUUGGGGAACUUGACACUGAUGACAAGUUUGGGCAUAUUGGAAGUGCAGCAAAGCUACAUUGCAGAGUUAUGGAACUCCCUGAAAAAGAUGCCUAACCUGAGCAGGCUACUUGUUUCCACGUGUGAUAUCAAGGAGGUUCUCAACUUGAAAAUGCUAAAGCCGUUACCAAAUCUGAAGCUUUUCUGGCUGGCAGGAAAGUUGGAGGGAGGCAUUCUCCCAUCAAUAUUUUCUGAGUCUGACAAAUUAGUACAGUUAAAAUUGGACUGGUCUGGUCUGAAGAAGGAUCCUAUCAGCUCCUUCUCUCACAUGUUAAAUCUAGUUGAUCUGUGGCUCUUCGGUGCAUAUGAUGGGGAACAGCUAACCUUUUGUGCAGGAUGGUUCCCCAAACUCAAAUCUCUGCAGUUAGCUGACAUGGAACAUCUGAAUCAGAUUGAGAUAGAGGAUGAAACAAUGAGGAGCCUACAUCUUUUGGAACUUUCUGGUUUAAGGAAUCUAAAGGCUGUACCUGAGGGCAUCAAGUACAUCAGGACACUCCACCAGAUGUUUCUGACAGAUAUGCCAAAUGAGUUCAUAGAAAGACUGCAAGGAAAUGACAAUCACAUUGUUCAGCACAUACCUAACAUCCAUAAUUUUGACUCCGCUGAUUCUCAAGCAGUAAAUAACUUCAUCUUUUUGCCAUACCUUGCCAAGAAGUAUGGUCCUGGUGCAACUAAGUACGCCCCUACAAAAUGAGACUCAUCUGGUACUUGGGAGGUUGGUGGUGGUUGCUUUGAGCAAGAAAUAUGAAGUUGCUUUGUAGACCAAUUGCUUGAAGAACGAACAAAUCGCGAAAAUGUACCUUUUCAUCUUGGUGCCAAAACUUUAGGCGACCUUACUGUUUCUGUGUUGUACCUUAUACAUGGAUUUGGAACCUCUCUACUGAAAUGGUUUCCUACGGUCAUUUAAAGAUUAACUCAACCAUAACAAACCACUGUUUGCAUGAA